Knipowitschia caucasica is the source of this 1554-nucleotide messenger RNA. NCBI's taxonomy places the organism in Eukaryota, Metazoa, Chordata, Actinopteri, Gobiiformes, Gobiidae. The record is from the annotation of a GenBank genome assembly.
AUGUCGGCCAUACGGAGGAAAUUCGGAGAGGACUACCAGGUGGUGAACACUAACCAGGGCAUGACUUUCUCUGCGCCCGUGAAGAAGAAGAGGCAGCGUUUCGUGGAGAAGAACGGCCGCUGUAACGUGCAGCACGGUAACCUUGGCGGGGACAGGAGUCGGUACAUCUCGGACUUGUUCACCACACUGGUAGACCUCAAGUGGCGCUGGAACCUGCUCAUCUUCAUCCUCACCUACACCGUGGCGUGGCUGGUCAUGGCUUCUAUGUGGUGGGUGAUCGCGUACAUCCGUGGGGACCUGAGCCACGGCGGCCACGACCCGUCCUACACACCAUGCGUCGCGAACGUCUACAACUUUCCUUCUGCGUUUUUGUUCUUUAUCGAGACCGAAGCCACAAUAGGAUACGGCUACCGCUACAUCACAGAGAAGUGUCCCGAAGGCAUCAUCCUGUUCCUCUUCCAGUCGCUCCUGGGCUCCAUCGUGGACGCGUUCCUCAUCGGGUGCAUGUUUAUAAAAAUGUCCCAGCCCAAGAAGCGCGCAGAGACGCUCAUGUUCAGCCAGGACGCGGUCAUCUCACAACGGGACGGGAAACUGUGCCUCAUGUUCCGGGUGGGAAACUUGAGGAACAGCCACAUGGUGUCCGCGCAGAUUAGGUGCAAACUCAUCAAGUCGCGGCAGACUCCGGAGGGCGAGUUCCUGCCUCUGGAUCAGUGCGAGUUGGACGUGGGGUUCGGGACCGGGGCAGACCAGCUCUUCCUGGUGUCGCCGCUGACCAUCUGUCACGAGAUCAACACCAAGAGUCCGUUCUUCGACCUGUCGCAGCGGUCGCUCUCCAACGAACAGUUUGAGAUCGUGGUCAUCCUGGAGGGCAUCGUGGAGACCACCGGGAUGACCUGCCAGGCCCGGACGUCCUACACCGAGGACGAGGUUCUCUGGGGCCACCGCUUCCUCCCGGUGAUGUCGCUGGAGGAGGGCUUCUUCAGAGUGGACUAUUCCCAGUUCCACAACACCUUCGAGGUCCCCACUCCCCCACACAGCGUCAAGGAGCAGGAAGAGAAGUCCUCCAUCACCUCCCCCAACCCCCUGGCCGUCACACCCACGCCACCUUCACCCCCUCUGGGCAACAACAACACACGCGCUCCAGGACGCAGGGAGCGGCUCUUGUCGGCGGACUUUGCAGACCACAAAGAGAAGCAACCCACCAGGAUCCCUCCCAAACUACAGCGCAUGAGCUCCACCAGAGAAGAGCUUCUGUGGAGAGGCCUGCGCAGCGGCUCCGUGCUGCCGGGGGCUAAGGCCUCAAGCACGGGGGACUUACCGCUCAGCAUCCAGAGGCUGCGCUCCAGCUCCAUCCCAGUGGGCAGGCAGGGACACCUGGAGGAGCAGGUGCAGCUGCUGCCGCUGGAGGGGGAGGCGGAGGAGCUGGAGGCGGAGAGAGACAGGUUGGUGUCCACUGGUAUCAGCGCCAUCACACAGGGACCGGCUCCACUCGCAGGAGGGCGGCCUGAGGACAACCUGCCCGCCAAACUCCGCAGGAUGAACGCAGACCGCUGA